AUGGAGCAUAGGGGAAGAACGUCAUUCUGGGGUUGCGUUGUGGAGGCUGGGUGCUCGCACACCUUCGACCCCCCUAGUCAUUCCUUCUCCAAGCUCCACCUGUCACAGGCCGCGCUCCCCACGGAUGCCAAGCCCAACUCCAAGGCCACCCUCGAGGUGAAGACCAGGGACAGCCUCGCACGGGCCGUCGUCACCCUACGCGCCGGUAAAGUCGAGCAUGCCAGCAUAGACCUCGUCAUUGAUGAGCAGGUCGUGUUCUCUGCGGUGGGCGACGCCGACAUUCACCUCACCGGCUACCACAUGCCAGAGUUCGAGGGCGACGAUGAGAGUGACCUGGAGGCUGCGGGGGAGCCUGCAGCACAGACGGUCGCAAAGCAGGCAGCCCAGCCUGUGGCCAAGGCCCCGGUCAGGGCUGAGACCGCCAAGCCGGCAAAGGAGGCAAAGAAGCGCACCUUCCCCAAUGGCUUCGAGAUUGAGGUCCUGAAGCAGGGUCUGCCGGAUGCAAAGUUUGCCAAGGCGGGGAAGACGGUCUCUGUCAAGUACACAGGGCGGCUGAAGUCUAGUGGGAAGGUGUUUGAUGCCACCAAGGGCAACAGGGCGUUCAACUUCCGGUUGGGAGUGGGAGAGGUCAUCAAGGGCUGGGACAGGGGGGUGGAGGGCAUGCGCAUCGGCGACAAGCGCCGCUUGAUCAUCCCCCCGGCGAUGGCGUACGGGACCAGUGGGGCUGGCAAGGCCAUUCCCCCGAAUGCCUGGCUCGACUUCGAGGUGGAGCUGGUGAACGUCAAGUGA
Molecule: messenger RNA, 789 nt
Organism: Auxenochlorella protothecoides
Lineage: Eukaryota; Viridiplantae; Chlorophyta; Trebouxiophyceae; Chlorellales; Chlorellaceae
Product: 46 kDa FK506-binding nuclear protein
Exons: 6
Coding region: 1-789 (262 amino acids)
Molecular function (GO): peptidyl-prolyl cis-trans isomerase activity
Source: RefSeq, a predicted model, not a curated record